AUGGGCUUCCUCGGCGUCUACAGGGCCAUCUACGACUACGCGCCCCAAGGCGAGGGCGAGUUGACAAUCUCCGAAGGCGACAUUCUCUACGUGUUGGAAAAGAGCCAGGACGACGAUUGGUGGAAGGCAAAGAAGAAGGCCAAUGCCGCCGACGAUGACGAGCCCGUCGGCCUGAUCCCGAAUAACUACAUUGAGGAGGCGAAACCCGUACAAUACGCUCGCGCUCUCUACGAGUACACGCGUCAGACCGACGAAGAGAUCUCCUUCCCCGAGGAUGCGCAGCUCUCAGUCUUCGAUACUUCCGACCCCGAUUGGAUCCUAGUUGGCCACGAUGGCGACUACGGCUUCGCGCCCGCCAACUACAUUGAAUUGGGCGAUGGCCAGGACGGCCAGUACGCCCAGCAGGAGGAGGAAGAUUAUGAUGCUCCUCCUCCGCCUUUGCCGCAGAGGACACCAAGCGUCAGCGUCGAUGUAGCCAGCCCGCCCCUGCCCGCCAGAAGCGUGCCCUCCGAGCCAAGCACACCCGUCGCUGCCUCCAACCCUGCUGCCGCCAUCGCCGGAGUUAUGGCCAACCGCUCAUCGUUCCAACCCCCAGCGCCCAUCAGUGUUCCCCAGCCCGAGCGACAGUCAUACGCUUCGCAAGACUAUGAAGAGGAGGUUAGGUCCCCGCCGCUCCCGAGCCGUCCGCGCGGCGAUUCGCAGAUUGCUCCGGAGCAAAGGUCCUACAGACCGGUGCCGCCGCCCGCCCAGUCGGCAUCGCAAGACACCGACGACUAUGGCAUUAGCCCGCGGACCUCGCAGGCUCCUCCUCCCCAGACCGCCGCGCUCACCCCUGGCGGUUUCCACAUGUACAACAUCAACGAGAUGACGUCGGUAAUGGGCAAGAAGAAGAAGAUGCCGACCACGCUGGGCAUCAACCUGAGGACGGGAAUGAUUUUGAUAGCGCCGGAACACUCCCACGACGGUCCUUCGCAGGAAUGGCGGGCCGACUGUAUGACACACUACUCUCGGGAGGGCAAGCACGUGUUUAUGGAGCUCGUGCGACCAAGCAAGAGCGUCGACUUUCACGCGGGCGCCAAGGACACCGCUGAAGAGAUUGUCGCGAUGCUGGGCGACAUGGCCGGAACCGUGCGCAUGGAGGGACUCAAAGAGAUCAUUGCCGCGGGAUCGGGAGGCAAGAAGAAGAAGGGUACCGUGCUGUAUGACUUUAUGGCUCAGGGAGAGGACGAGGUCACCGUCGGCGUCGGUGAUGAGGUUGUUAUUCUCGACGAUACCAAGAGCGACGAGUGGUGGAUGGUUCGUCGCGUCAGGAACGGCAAGGAGGGCGUGGUUCCCAGCAGCUACAUUGAGAUCAACGGCGUGUGGGAAGAGCCAGAGACGGCUAUCAGCGGCAUUGCGGUCGGCAUGUCGGAAGUCGACAAGAACCGCCUGGAGGAGGCGCGCUUGACCAAGGAGGCCAUCAAGGCUGCCCAGCGCGAGGAGGAGAAGGAGAAGCAGAAGAGGAACUCAGAGGUAGGCCCAGGAUUGCGAUUACAAGAACGAAGAAGUAGUUUGCCGGCCGCAGAUGAUAACAGAAGAGGAAAACAGCGAAGCAGCAGGCGCGAAAACGGUCAGAGCACCAGCUCCAAGUCGUCAAGCAAGUCGAAACCUGAUCCUUCUAAGGUACGAACAUGGACCGAUCGAUCCAAGUCCUUCAGCGUAGAGGCCCAGUUCCUCGGUGUCAAGGAUGGCAAGAUCAGGCUCCACAAGAUGAACGGUGUGCAGAUCGCUGUGCCUGUCUCUAAGAUGUCGGUUGAGGAUCUCGAGUACGUGGAGCGCGUAACUGGUGAAUCACUCGACGAAGACAAGCCCCUAUCCGACCUUAAGAACAAGCGAUCCACCGGUGAGUCUUCGAGGUCUAGCCGAUCGACACGCGACAGGGAAAGAGACCGUGGUUCCAGCUCUCGGGUUGGUGCCACCAUCGACACCUCAAAGAAGCCCGACUACGAUUGGUUCAACUUCUUCCUCGGUUGCGACGUACAGGUUGGUUUGUGCGAGCGGUAUUCGCAGGCUUUCCUGCGGGAGGCUAUCGACGAAAGUGUCUUGCCAGAUGUCGAUGCUACUGUGCUGAGGAACUUGGGCUUGCGUGAAGGUGAUAUUAUCAAGGUCAUGCGGUACCUGGACAACAAGUACAUGCGGAACAAGAAGGGUGAAGAGGGCGAGGGUGGACUCUUCUCUGGGCCAGGAGGUGUGCUGCGCAACAACACGAAGAAGGGCAGGCCGGCGCCCCCUGUCGAGGUCAGCAACACCGUCGAUCCCAACGCGUUCUCCAAGGACUCGGGUGCUGGUAGUGCCAAGGCAUCGUCCCCUACGGCUGCGGCUACGCCAAGGUCUGCUUCCAAGCCCUCCGGGGGCUUUGAUGAUGAUGCUUGGGAUGUCAAGCCCAGCAAGACGAAAACCCCUGAGCCGGCUGCGCAAGCCGUUGCUCCUGCUCCUGCUCCUGCGCCGGCACCCGCUCCGACUCCUGCUCUGGUUGACGCGCCGGCAUCUACUCCGCCAGCGGCUCUUACCAAUUCGAUGCAGGAGCUGUCGUUGCUUACCCAGCCUCUGGAACCCGAGAAGGUUGCUCCUCCACCAGUUGUGCAGCCGGCUAUCACAUUGCCUCCGCCCUCGGCGGUCCCCGUUCCGGUUGCUCCUGCGCAGGUUCCUCAGCUUACCGGCGCCACUCCCGGCUUCUUCACCGGUAUGCAACCUCCUGCUGUUAGUGGACAGAUCCUUCCUCAGAACAUUGCGCGCCAAAGACCUCUUGCUCCUCAGUACACUGCUGCCCAGGGUCUCGUUGCUCCCCCACCUCCAUCUCGCCCUCUCUCGGCGCCUCAGUCCGCUCAACCCAGCGCCUUCACACCACCCCCUAUCCAGCCUCAGAUGACCGGUUUCCAGCCACCCCAGAUCGCUCCUCCCGGCCAGAGCCUCGCCGACCUCGCCCAGCAGCGUCUCCAGCAGCAAUACACCGCCCAGAUGCAGGCCCAGCAACAACAAAUGCAGCAGCCCAUGAUGACGGGCAUGCAACCCAUGAUGACCGGAAUGCCGCCCCAGCAAACCGGUUUCGGCCAGUUCCCCCCUCAACAACAGCCCUUCAUCCCUCAACCCACCGGCUUCGGUAUGCCGCAGCAGCAACAACAGCAAAUGCAACAACCUAUGAUGACCGGCAUGCAACCCCAGCAAACCAGCUUCGGUCAAUACCCUCAACAGCAACAGCAACAGCAACAGCCUUUUAUGCCUCAGCCUACCGGCUACGUCGGUGGCAUGGGCGGUGGACUCCCGCCUCCGCUCCAGCCCCAGGCUACGGGCAUGAGCUUUACUCAGGGCUUUGGUAAUGGACCCCAGCAGCACCAGCAACAACAGCCGUUGGUGCCGCAGCAGACGGGACCGGCGCCACCGGUUAGGUUCGGAAUUAGUGGUGAUGCGAAGAAGUUGGCGCCGCAGGCGACGGGGAGGAGGGCGAAUUUGGCUGCUGCUACCCCUGAUAACCCGUUCGGUUUCUAA
This is a messenger RNA of Sordaria macrospora k-hell, 3525 nucleotides long. RefSeq lists its product as uncharacterized. The record is from RefSeq and is a predicted model, not a curated record. Gene Ontology annotation, molecular function: protein-macromolecule adaptor activity; cytoskeletal protein binding; identical protein binding. NCBI's taxonomy places the organism in Eukaryota, Fungi, Ascomycota, Sordariomycetes, Sordariales, Sordariaceae.